GAUAAGUCCCGGUGCUUAUCAAUAAAUAGAAUCUUGGUUAAAGAAAUAGAGGCCGACGUAAGAGCUUUGGUGAGAUUGAGGUAGACAAUGAGCUGAGGAGGAUUUCAAACGGUUUGUAAUCCGCACCUAAAGAGGCAGCUCAUAUAGUUGCACCGAACCGAACUAAAGUAUCUGCCACUGCAUGUGAGGAUUGGCCAGAAGAGAAAUCGAGCAGGGGAUGACUACAGAUUUACGGGCGACUAAUGCAUAGCAGCGUGAUGUCAGGCGUAGCGUAAUCCGGGGACUGACAGAGGAGAGGAGUCCGUCUCACUCAUUGGCUAAUCUGCUAUCGAGUGCCCUGUUAUACUACAUAUAGGGAAGACGAGCAAGAUGAAAUACUCCGCAUCCCAUGUAAGAUAUGCAUAUACCUAAGAGAAUGCGACUCUAGCAUCACGGGGACGGAGUGUAGGUCCUAAGGACUUAUCUCGAGCCUAAACCGCUUAUAUCGAAAAGACCUAGGAUCUGAGCCCUUAUAUCAAGCUGGACUCAACAUGUCCCGAGGGGAGACCUCGAGCUAAGCGUCUUUGAUCUUCUUAACAUACCGCCCCUUAUUACUAGCACCAUGCGCGUGGCAGUUAUUGGUGCCGGCCCUUCGGGUCUGGUGACGCUCAAGUAUCUUAAGACGGCUCACCAUUUCUUCCCUGGCAAGCCCGUCGAGGCUGUGCUGUUUGAAUCCGAGUCUGUGGUUGGCGGGACCUUCGCGCAGCGUGCAUACGAGGACGCCGAGCUGGUCUCGUCUAAAUUCCUCACAUCUUUCUCUGAUUUCAGGGCGCAUGAGAACGACCCCGAUUUCCUCUCCGCCGACAGUUUCGUACAAUAUCUUAACGACUACUGUGACAACUUCAAUCUCUGGCCCGAUAUUAAUCUUUCAACCAAGGUCGUGGCUGUCAAGAGGCGCCCCGGAGGCGGCCACAUCAUUUACUACCAGAAGGCAGACGAUACUAAUGUAGAAGUUUCGACAUACGAAUGCGAUGCCGUCGCCGUCUGUACCGGCCUGCACGUGGUUCCUAACGUCCCAAACCUUCCCGGUAUCGAGAAUAUCCCGGUUGUCAAGCACUCGUCCGAGUUUAAGAAGCGUGAAGAGUUUGGUCGCGAUAAGACGGUCGUCAUCCUAGGCUCCGGUGAGACUGGCAUUGACAUCGCCCACCUUGCCGUAACCUCACCGACGAAGCUCGUGGUCCUCACUCACCGAGACGGUUUCCUCGGAGCACCCAAGGUUAUUCCUAACCCUGUGUGGUUCCCUAUUUUUGGGCGUAAGGCCAACCCUAACCGCAGAGAGCUUCCUGUCGACGUUAGCUGGCAGGCACCUCUCUUCGACUCGAUGUACUUACACCCCCUGAUUCGAGACACUCUCUUCACGUGGAAUGUUUACGAUUGGGGUGUCAAGGCAACUAACUGGCUCGUCUCUGGCACAGUAGCCGGUAUUGACCAAUGGGUCGGAGGCAUCUCCAAGGAGCGAUACCACGUCUCUAAGCUCUUCUUCAACAAGGGUGCGCCUAAAGCCCUGCCUUAUAUUAGUGCUCCCUAUCGCCCGACUAACCCGGGUGUCAUCGAACGGAUCCGCCGCUCCAUCCUCCAAGCGCCCGUCGAUAAGGUCGAAGGAGACCGUAUAAUCGAGCUAGCGCCGUGGCCGACGCAUGUUGAUGCCUCGGGAACGAUCCACUUUAAGAAUAACGGACGCCCCGAGUACUCUAGGAUGCAGGAUAUCGGACCUACCAAACCUGAUGUCCUAGUCUUCGCUACCGGCUACCGUCAGGAGUUUCCGUUUUUCCAAACCCAGGGCCGAGAGAGCUACCCGGUACCUGGAAGCGCGGAUGUCCGGUCAAUCUGGAGCCGCGCGGACCCGAGCGUCGGGUUCAUCGGUUUCGUACGUCCUGGAUAUGGUGCUAUUCCCCCGCUCGCCGAGCUACAGGCUCAACUGUGGCUGUUGAACCUCAUGGUACCCGAACGCACGGCUAAUCUGCGUGAUGCCGAUGACCAUCACUUCCGCCUUCGAUCCAGCCAGAAUUCACGUAUCAACUACGGCGUCGAUCAUGAAACUUAUGCCUAUCAGCUGGCGCUCGAUAUAGGCUCCGCCCCGACCUUCUGGGAUGCCGUACGGGCUGGGUGGUCUGCAUCCCGGUACCAGUCUAACCUAUGGUAUCGCAUCCCGAUCAUCUGGGCAGCGGGUGCUCAGCUCAACCCCAAGUUUCGCCUUAAGGGCCCGUACUCCUGGGACGGUGCUACUCACGUCCUUGGUAACGAGCUCUGGCAAACAAUCUCUCGCCGCCAUGGCAUGUUUGGGAACUUCUUCCUAGCCGUCGUCCCAAUCACCCUCCUGGGUGUAUUCAGCCUGUUCUUGUACCUUGUUGGGCUUAUUUUGCUGCUGGCCAAGGUGGUAACUUGGCCCGUUACCGCACCCUUCCGUCGCAGCACACGUGGUGUUGUUAGGCUUGAAGAGGGUCGCAAGUAUACCAAGAUGGAAUCUUGAAGAGCGGACUAAUAAUCUCAUUUGCUAGGGUAUUGGUGUAUUUUCGAUUUGAACUUUGAGGCACACUAGAUCAAGUAAAUAUCCAGCUAAGGUAGAAUUUACUACAGGCGUGCCUAAUGAAGGAUUUCCAGUUUGAUUCAAAUACUCUAACGGGUGAGGGAAAAUGAAAUAGAUACCGCUCGGUCCGGCUAAUACGGUGUAGCAGCCAGUAAUCUAUCUACCCUUCCACCUAGUGAUAAACCCGAACGACUUAAUUGGCUAAUAGAAUGUUGUACUAUGAAGUCAU
Molecule: messenger RNA, 2795 nt
Organism: Daldinia loculata
Lineage: Eukaryota; Fungi; Ascomycota; Sordariomycetes; Xylariales; Hypoxylaceae
Product: FAD/NAD(P)-binding domain-containing protein
Exons: 2
Coding region: 602-2509 (635 amino acids)
Molecular function (GO): NADP binding; N,N-dimethylaniline monooxygenase activity; flavin adenine dinucleotide binding
Source: RefSeq, a predicted model, not a curated record